This is a messenger RNA of Cimex lectularius (bed bug), 3748 nucleotides long. RefSeq names its product neurotactin (gene Nrt). The transcript has 16 exons. Bases 341 to 2650 code for a protein of 769 amino acids. The record is from RefSeq and is a predicted model, not a curated record. NCBI's taxonomy places the organism in Eukaryota, Metazoa, Arthropoda, Insecta, Hemiptera, Cimicidae.
GCACUUCGCCUCUCCCCUGUCGACCCUCCCUCGGUUCCGGUCGGCUCUUUCUCAUAUUCUCCAGUCAGUCUCUGACGCCGGUAUUGAACCGCACUUUUGAAACGUCUCCGCGUUUAUUACCAACCCCCCCAAAGUACGCACAUUCGCCGUUUUUGUAUGUGAUUAUUUGUCCUCUGUACCAGGGCUCACGAGUUAUUCAAAACGACUCAUUGAUGCUGGAAUUUAACAAGGGAUGAGCGAAUUUGGGGGAGAGAAAAUCCCAGCUGUUUGGGGCUCACCAGGAAGGAGAUAGUUGCAAGUCGUUUUUGAAAAAGAUCCUCUGACCAAAACAGGCGACAGAAUGGAGAACGGUACUGAAGAUAAACCGAAAGGAGAUUUUGUAUCUGAUGAAAAGAGGCAGAUUGCAGAGGAAGAGAAAGAAAAAAUGAUAAGAGGGACAGAAGAAAAAGGAGUCAAAUUGAGCGAAGUUGAGAAGAAGAGGAAAGCCCUUGAAGAAGCAGCUAUGGGCGAUGUCGACAAACGUCGAAUUCCAAUUGGCGGAAUCAAAAUACCUGGAUUUCUCAAAACUACCAGAUCUCGAGAGAAAACAAAGGAAGGUGAUGAUAACGAAGAAGGAGCAGAUCUUCUAGAGCAGCCUUGUACAGAAGUCAGAGUCAACGAAGAAAAAGAAAAAGAGGCCAAAUCUGAAAAUACGAGCAGGCUACCUUUAUUUGACAAAUUUGCCAAUCUCAAAUCUUCAUUCAUGAAAAAGAAAUCGGUACAACAAGAUCCAACAGAUAACUCUACCAAGGAAACGGAGGAAUCAAAUGGCCUUAGGAGACCAAAUUUAAUAAAUGCCAUUAGAUUACCAUUAGCAAAUCUAGUGCCGAAAAAAAAAACCAAGGAUGAAGAAGAAAUAGGAACGCAAGCCGGUUUGGCAUCUAUGGAAACACUUGAUGAUGAUUCAAAACACGAUGAUGGGAUGGAAAAUAUAAUAUUGGAAUCUGUUGAUAUCGAUCCUGAAAAAGCUGGUUUAGAAGAUGAACAGGAAGAGUGGAAACUAACCGACUGGGAGAAGCACUGGGAGAUGGUUAAACAACACAAAGUUGCUGCCAGUGGCAUCCUCAUAUUUAUGGUGUUAUUCCUGGUGUUGAUUAUCACGGUAUUGGCUGGACCCAGAGUUAAUACACACGCACCAAUCAUCGAAGGAAAAUAUAUAAAAGCAAUUACAACUUGUGGUUUUGUUGAAGGGCUGAUAGAAGAUAAUGCUUUUGUGUUUCGUGGUAUACCGUACGCAAAUCCGCCAACUGGCCCUCGGCGGUUCAGGCCACCUGAACCACAAACUCUGGAAGAAUGUUGGGAUGGAGUUUUCAAGGCUCAUAAUCAGACUUCUUCAUGUUGGCAGAUAUACGGUAACAGUUCUUUGAAUGGAGAUGAGGAUUGUUUAACCUUGGAAGUGUACACACCACAAGUCCAGUAUGAAAACCCCCUUCCAGUUAUUGUUGUCAUUGGAAGUGAUUCUUUGUUAGGAGGAUGGCCAGGUGGUAUGCACCCAAGUACCAAGCUUUCUCAUGCAAAAGAAGUAGUCAUAGUGAGGCCUAACUUCCGUUUGGGUACUCUAGGUUUUCUUGCAGCAAAAGCCUUAUCUGACAAUAGGUACCCAAGAACAUCAGGUAAUUAUGGGUUGGCAGACGUUAUCAGAGCCCUUGAAUGGACCAAUAUUAAUAUCAGGAAUUUUGGAGGAGACAAAAAUCAUAUAACAGUUGUUGGACAUAGGGCUGGUGCUACAUUGGUCACCGCAUUGACGUCAAUUCUAAAGCCAGAGAAACUCUUCCAACGAGUAUGGAUAUCCUCUGGGACGACCGUGUUCCCCAACAUGACCCUAAGAGAAGCAGAAAAACAAUCUGAAGAAUAUAUUAACGGCUUAGACUGCAACAUAAAUACAACAUCUGGAGGCAUUGCCGAAUGCUUAACAAAAAUGGAAAUUGAAGACCUGCUCGAUGCCAUUCCUGAUUCUUGGAGAAGGCAGAAAGAAGGUGUACUACCUGUCAGUGAGGUCAAAGGACAUCAAUGGCUCGUAGAAGAUGGAAUUCAUAUAAGACAACAUCCGUUUGAUGCUUGGAGUAAAAAAAAUCUUACAGUCCAAGUUGUAAUUGGUACUACUCUCCACUCAGAAACCUCAUUUAACUGGUGGCAGGAGCAUAAAACAUGGACUGAGGAAAGAAUAAUUCAAGAAGUUAACAGCAGUCAGAUUGGCGCUGAAAAUCUUUUAGAUAGAGUCAAAGGGCUUUACAAUUUGACAGUUGAAGGAUACGCAUCUCUUGUAACCGACAUCUCAACCCUAUGUCCACUCCUCAACAUGCACAAGCAGAUUCCUUACUCCAAAUUUUACCUUGUGACCCAACCCAGCGAUGAAUCCGGAUUGAGUUAUGGAGGAACUGAUAUUGAUGCUGUGAUCGGACCAUAUCAAUAUCAAUUGGAUCCACCGGCUAGAAGGUAUCUUUCUUCAAUGAGGAAAGUCUUCUUUAGGUACGUCUCACUUGGAAUCCCUCCGGACCACAAAUAUACCAAAAUCGAUCAAGAUGUGUCAAGACUUGACAUACAAGAUUUAGAGACAAAGUGCACUUUCUGGAAAGAGGCCGGUUUUGAUAAGUUUGCUCGAGUUGAUUAAAGUAGAAAUAACUUUUAAACUUAUAUUAGUGUGAAAAGGCUGACAUCGCUGUGUUAAGAAUUUUUUUUUUCGUAAAAAGGAAGAAAAUAAAAUAUUUAUUUACAAUUUGAGAAUUAAAAAAUAAAAGGAUCCAUCACCUUGAACUAUUUUUCUAAGGAGGUUCAUAAGUUGAUCCUUUUUAAUUUUUAUUCUUAAUUGUAUUUUGAAACGCUUUGCAUUUGUACAACGUAUGUGUUAAGUAAAAAAAAAUUCUACCUGUACCAGUAAACUACUCAUAAAAAUUAAUUAAAUACUGUUAAAAUGUGGUGCAUUUUUAUAUGUGUGUAUAGUCUUCAAUUUUUUAAUAAUUCCUGUGCCACCAGUGUUUUCAGAAUUACCUAAGCAUAAUUUGUUUGAUUUAGAAAAUAAGACUCAUCCUCAAACAACAUUCUUUGAAAUUGUGAUAAUGAUAAAACAAAAUGCAUCCACUAAAACAAAAACAAAACAGUCUAUCCAUUUUUUACAUUUUUCAUACUUUUUUCAAACACACGAAAAGACCAAAGGAACCCGUAGUUUAGUUUUGAUAAAUGAUUUGUAUGUACAAAAAAAAAUAUUUUUUAAAGAUUUUUGUAAAGUUUACAUUUUGAAGAUAAAUUGGUAAAAUUUAUCUUGACAUUUUAAAAAUAAGUAUUUUUGUACCAAUUGUUUGGAAACGGACGAUUAAUUCAAUUCUCUGCCACCAUCCCAUUCGAUGGGUUGAACAAAUGUGUACUAAUUUGUAAUUUAUAAGUCUUCACUUAUUAUAAAGUUAAAGUAUAUUAAUUUUUAGCGUAUAAUCUAUAAAGAUUAUAUUUAAUGUGUUAGUUGCCUAACUCGUAUGCUUCCAUCUUUGAACUCUUCCUUAAAUACUGUAAAUUAAUUGUAUAUUCAAAACUUGCCAUAAAUUGUAUUGCUCGGUUUAUUUGAUAAGUUAUUUUUAUCUAUACUGAUAAAAUUGAUCUGAUGUAAAAUGUUUUGUUUAUUUUUAAUUUGGAGUCAAUUUGUAUAUUGCUGUAUGAUUUCCUUAGAAGUUAAGAGUGAUUUUUUUUUUUACUUAUGUUUUACUGUUUAAAUAAAAUU